Messenger RNA from Oryza sativa Japonica Group (Japanese rice), 779 nucleotides. RefSeq lists its product as uncharacterized. The record is from RefSeq and is a predicted model, not a curated record. NCBI's taxonomy places the organism in Eukaryota, Viridiplantae, Streptophyta, Magnoliopsida, Poales, Poaceae.
UUCAUUGGAUAGAAAACUUACUCGAUCUUUUCCUUCAUCUCUCCCUUCCUCUUCACUAUUCCAACGGUGCAGAUCUAGAGGGAAGCAAUGGAUAGAAACACCUUGGGACAUAGCAACUUAUUAGAGGAAUUGAAGGAAUCAGUCAAGCAUACGAAGGGAAAACAAGAAGAUAGUUUUGGAGAGACAGCAAAGAAUGAUCAUGUUGAUCAUUCCGAUCUAGAAUCCUCAAACUUACCUGAUCCAGGAAAGAAAAACGUACCAAAAGAUUUGGAAGCUCUAGCUGGGGCUAAAAAGGAUGUACCUGAGGAAGUGGAAUUUAUUGAAAUGAAUUCCAAUGAUUUAGACAACAAGAUGAGGAGGAACAUUGGAAAGAGAAAUCGUCAAGAUGAUAAUGGGAGUAAAACAAAGAAAUCGUCUAAUCGUAAUGUGCAAGGUCACGGAACUAGUAGGUCCGUGAAAGGAAGGACAACAGAACUAACUCCAGAUCCUACUAAACACGCAAUGGGAAGGGGGGCAACCAGACUCACACUUCCUCACGGUUUUGUGUAGCUGUUAUUGGAGGAUUUGAUAUGUUAAGAAUUAGUCUGCACUGAAGUUUCUGAAUAUUGUGCAAUUGUUGCUGGAGUAUGUAACUUCUUCUGAAUUGGUGUCUUUGCCGAUGUUUUUGAAUAUGCUUCCUCAGUAGCCACCUUGAGAUGUUAGCAUUUGGUUUUAAAGUUGUAUUUUCAUUGUCAAGUACUUAAGUUCUUUAUUUAUCAAAUCAAGUAAUUUUGCAAAAA